AUGGGUACAUAUUCAAGUGUAGUAAACGAGGCCUACCUAGCAGCCUUGGAAGGAGACUGGAAUCGGAUGAUUCUUGCUUACCAUGGACAAAAUUAUGUUUACGUGAUGCUUCCAGUGACGGUUUCAAAAGAUACUUCAUUUCACCUGGCAGUGUAUAGCGAAAGGCGCGAGCCGCUUCAAGGUCUACUCGGUAUUGUUAACAGAAACCCAACUCUCGGGAAUCCCUUGACUAAAAAGAAUACGUAUGGAAACACAGUUCUUCAUGAAGCAGUUGUUGCUGGAAAUAUGGAAGCAGUAAAGCUCUUACUCCAGACUAUCCCUAGAGAACAGGGUGAAUUUCAUCCUUCAGAGCAACUUCAGGCUAGAAAUAUGCUUGGCGAGACCACGUUGUAUAGAGCUGCUUCAUGUGGUAACAAAGAAAUGGUGGAGUAUUUAGCUAGACUGCCGGGGCAAAUCUCCUACGGCAAGCUAUUAGAAGAUCACCGCAAGAGAGGGGAUUUGACGCCGAUUCUUCAUGCUGCCAUCCAAGGACAACACUUUGAAACUGCUCUGACGUUGCUGAAACUGGAUCCAUCACUUGGCGACAUGACCGAUGAUCAGGGCAUGACCUGUCUUCAUCUCCUCGCUGAUAUGCCUAGUGCUUUCAAGAGUGGAUAUGCAAUUCCCACAAUUUCCAUUAGGAAAUUGUUAUACUGUUGGCUUUCCGCCCCAAAGGGAGAUGGCUGCGACCAGAGCCGGAGUAAAAGAGGCUGGCCAGUGGUGGAAAGAAUCCGGAAAGAAAAGCACAAGCAUGAAUCUGCAUUGAAGCUUGCCGAGGAGCUUAUAAAAAAGAGCCAGAGCUACUGGUUGCAAUCUAUCAAUGCGGAGCCCACACUGGUUAAUAUCAAUACCCUUGAUCAAAGAGCAAGAGGAGCACAAAGUGACCGACAAGGUGGGGGAGGAAGAGAAGGAGAAGUAGAAAAUGAUGAAAAUGUUCAACCAUCGACCGAAGAAAAUAGAAGACACGAGACUCCUUCACACCCGUUGUUUGUAGCAACUAGUAAUGGAAUAGUAGAGAUUGCUCAAGAAAUACUAGAUAAAUUUCCUCAGAGUAUUGAGCUUGUUAAUCAAAUGGGGCAGAACAUAUUGCAUUUGGCUGUGAUGCAUCGACAGCGGGGGGUUUUCCGUGUUGUCAAGAACAAUAACAGACUAGUGACCAGGAUGAGCUCGACAAUCGACCAUAAUGGCUACACAUUGUUGCACCAAGUUGCACACAUGAAGCACUAUCACGGAGGAACCAAGCCCGGCCCUGCACUCGAGCUACAAGAAGAAAUAAAAUGGUUCAAGCGGGUGCUGAAGGUGCUUCCACCUUCUCUGUCCAAGAAGCGGGUGCUGAGGGUGGUUCCACCUUCUCAAGCAUUGCAAGGUGACAACGAGAAUAAAUUGACAGCACAUGAGCUCUUCCAAAUGGAGCACAAAAAACAACUCAAGUUGGCGCAAGAUUGGAGCCAGAAAACCUCUCAGUCAUGCUCAACAGUAGCCAUUCUUGUGACCACGGUUAUCUAUACUGCCGCUUACACUAUACCUGGAGGUUCUGACGUUCCAGGCUCUGCUAUCUUCCAUCACAACCGUUUCUUCUUGGCUUUCACUGCCUUGGACCUUAUCGCCAUAGUAAGCUCCCUCACCUCAGCUGUGAUGUUCCUUUCUAUACUCACCACUCCUUUUGAAUAUGAGAAAUUCCAUCAAAGUAUUCCACGGAAACUGAGCCUUGGCUUCGCUUUACUCUUCCUCACCGCUAUGACAACCAUGCUUUCUUUCGCUUGCACCCUUUUUCCAAUCAUUCGUUAUAAGAAGGAACUAACCACGGGUCUGAUUUCGAUUGCUGCUUUCCUUCCAGUGACAGUAUUUGCACUAAUGCAGUUCCCUUUAUAUGUCUCAUUUCUGAGCACUAUGAAGGACUUCUUUAAAGAAGCCAGGAAGUCUCUAAAUUGGUGUUGCAGCCCUUUUUGGUGCCAGCGUUGCAGGAAAGGGAAGACCAGAAGAAGACAAAGGGCAGUUUGA
This is a messenger RNA of Populus euphratica (Euphrates poplar), 2040 nucleotides long. Lineage: Eukaryota; Viridiplantae; Streptophyta; Magnoliopsida; Malpighiales; Salicaceae. The record is from RefSeq and is a predicted model, not a curated record.